CUGUUAACGCACUCAAGUGGAACCGUUUCCAUUGCAACGCACCUGUUGUGAACCAAUAGUCGUGCUUGCAUGCCGCAUUCCUAAUUCAAACCAAUCCGUCUUCACAAGGGCGCGAAAACAGCAGUCCCAAAGCAGAUUUUGAUUCUGUCUUAUAAAAUGUGUUGUGAUGGCAGAAGUCCAUGUGCUGGGUCAAAUCAAGGGCGCCAGGGACUUUGAUAAACCCUCCCUUUUUUGCAGGCACUGGUUGGAAGGUAGUGACAGGUCUGAAAGAGGGACAGACUCAAAGCGACACCCCUUCCUGCAGUAAUAGUUGUAUUUGGGCUCACCCCAUUGACAUUCACUUACAUACAAAGGGUCUUCAGGAUUGGCCAAAAUUAUUAUUUGAAGUUCACCAAGUGGACAAAUACGGGCGAAGUGAACUUGCUGGUUACGGCUUUUGCAAUAUUCCUUCAUCACCAGGUCUCCACAACCUAGUUGUGCCUACGUGGAGACCUAGAGGGUCGGCCAGAGAUCGAUUCCGUCAGUUUUUUCUUGGCGGGAGCACACAGUUAACUGAACCUAACCUAGUGUGCACCAGCGAAGACCGAUACCAGUUGUCUACAGAAUCUAUGGGCAACGUUCUUCUAGAGCUUGGAAUUGUCUUAAGAAACUUUAAGAACCAAGGAGUUGAAAUAUGAAAAUGCGCCGUACUUUAUUUUCUUCCACGAUUUUUCUCUUGCUAUUAGUGGUGCCAUUUGUGCUAAGCCAAAAUGGAACAGAAUUUGCUGAAGAUGAAGAAGAGACCACGGAGGAAAUCUAUGACGAAGCAGAAUUCAAUGCCACUG
Messenger RNA from Neocloeon triangulifer, 824 nucleotides. Its product is annotated as B9 domain-containing protein 2-like. The transcript is spliced from 4 exons. NCBI's taxonomy places the organism in Eukaryota, Metazoa, Arthropoda, Insecta, Ephemeroptera, Baetidae. Gene Ontology annotation, cellular component: MKS complex. The coding region runs from base 180 to 677 and encodes 165 amino acids. The record is from RefSeq and is a predicted model, not a curated record. Gene Ontology annotation, biological process: cilium assembly.